ACUUAAAUCUUCCUAUCCUCCCACUCCCUCGCAGCUUGCUGCGAACCCUAAACCGAGGAACGGGAGAAGGAUUUGACUGGACCAGUAGCAGGAAUUAGGUUAAAUCCUGCUUAAAUCGCGUUCAAAUCAUGCUAACGGCAGCCCCUUCGAACUCUCUCCUUUCCCCCAAAGCACGGGAGAAAUUUUUUUCCGCCACCUCUGAAUCCAAUGCACUACUCAUAAACACGAACCUUUGGUACGCCAUCAGCAAAACGCCUUCGGAUGCUAGGGUGGCGCCUGACGACUGUGCCUGAGGAAUACUCUCGAGUCGUCACCGCCGCGAUUACUUUUCUGUCUCCAACCCGGUUCAACGGUGUCAUAGAGGGCGUUUCUCACUCCUUUGCAGUUUGCAGCUUGGGAGGUGAUCUUUGCUUUGGUGAUUCACAGGUAAAUCGUACGCCGCAGGCGGUACCCGGUCGUAGAACUUCUCCGCUUGUUCAACGGGCGCCAUUUGCUCUACAACUUCACCCUAGGUGCAGGAGGAGUUUUGUUGCCUUAGUAGCUGGUCAUUUUCAAAGAGGAUAAGCUUUACAGGCAUAUGAGAAAAUAACAUGAGCCCACACUCAAUCCGAAAGGAGAAGGAUCUGAGAUUUGAGAACCAUUCUGAGCCCGAUCAACAUCAAAUCCUUUGAUUUUUCACGUUUGGACUCCUUCGAUUUCCUCUUGGAGGCUCCAGAAGAUGCAUAGAUAUUUAUUAAGGGCUUCUCGCCAAAGGCACAAGGAUUCUGCUAAAAUUUCAAAGGGCAAUGAAAUAGUAAGCCAAUAUCUUGGUUUUUUUAGGGUUUCUUUCUAUUGUUCUUUCUUAGAGAGCCUGUUAUUUGAGACCUUUUUAGGUGCAGAAGAAUGUUUGUGCAAGGGUGCAGUCAUCUCAAGCUUUUUCUGAUUUAUGGGAAAUUUGCAGUUUGACCAAUUACAGUAUUCCUGAACAGCCUUACACAUUAGAGGAGCACAUUGGAGCAAUGGACCUGACCUAUUUGUAUUUUUUAUUAUUCAGUUAAGGGUUGAAACUUUGCUCCUUUCAUAAUGCAGAUUUCCGCUCAUUUCAAAGGUCAAAAUACUCAGGAACUCAGGGUGAACAGAUUAAAAUUAUUAAUGCACUUCGUUUGGGCCAGAGAAACAGAGCUCAGGAGAUGUUCGUUGAUCUUUGUUGUAUGAAUGAAUCUUCAAAUGCUGAGGAUUUUGAUUAUAUAUUGGAAUAUUGUGCACGAACUCCAGAUCCACUGUUUGUUUUGGAGGCAUGGAAAGUAAUGGCGAAAAAUGAAAUAGCUAUGAGGAAGAAAUCUUAUUUAUGCAUUAUCCAAGCUUUCAGUAAAGGAGGGUACUUUAAGGAGGCAUUUGAAUGGAUAAAGUCUCUAGAGGAAAGUGAUAAUUACCACAUUGGUCUACCUUUAUACAAUAUUGUUCUAAGGGAAUGUAUUUUUAAACAAAGUAUGAUUGAUGUUGUUCGCUGCUUGGAACUAAUGGACAACCAACUAAUGGGAAGGUCUGAGAUAACCUAUUGGGAGCUUCUUAAGCAUUCUGUUCUGCAGAAUAGCUUGUCUGCAGUUCAUGGUUUAUGGAAGGAUUGCAUCGAGCACUACAACCCUAGCAUUAUUGUUCUUCGAAAAUUUAUUUGGUCCUUCACAAAAUUGCAUGAUCUUGAAUCCGCCUACAAAGUACUGCAAUAUAUGGUUUCUCUUGUUAAAAAGGGUUGUACAUCUCUCAGAAAAUCUGCUGCUGGAAGAUAUCAGUCAUCACGGUUAGAUAUUCCUAUACCACCAGCUUGUAAAGUAUCACAUACUGCAGAUGCAUGCUUUGUGCCUGAUACAAUAGAUGAUGUUUUCUCUGGGAUGCAUGGAAGCAAUUUUUUUAGCGAGGCAAAGGAAAAUGGUAUAUGCUCUGAAAUAUCUUCCGUUGCUUCUGAGAAUAACGAUCAAUAUCCAUUGGAAGAGAAAGAGGAAAUGAGAAAACAUAAAACGAAUUGCUUACAAAUGAAAGAUUUUGGUUAUAGUAUUCCAAAAGAAGCAGAGUUUGUACCAGUUUUCAUUGUUUUGAGAUGGUCAUUCAAUGAUGUGAUACAAUGCUGCGCUCAAUCUGGAACAUGGGAUUUGGCCGAGAUCUUGUUCCUUCAGAUGCAAGCGCUUGGAGUAGAACCAUCGCCUCAUACAUAUGAUGGCCUUAUUAAAGCUGUCACUCGUGGAAGAGCGCUAGAUUAUGGCUUGGAAUUGCUUUAUUCAAUAGAGAAAAGGGGCAUGCAACCGCACAAUGAUACUAUUGCAAUUCUCUCAUUUGAACACAGCAAGAUUUUGGAGUUGAAUAAGGCAGAGAGUUUAUUGGAAAUGAUAUCUGAUAACCUUCAGAAGUACAUCCAUCCUUUUAAUGCCUUCCUGGUAGCAUGUGAUAUCAUGGAUGAGCCAGAACGUGCAGUUCGCAUAUUAGUUAAGAUGAAGUGUUUGAACUUACGCCCAAAUAUCAGGACCUUUGAGCUUUUAUUUUCUUUGUUUGGUAAUGUUAAUGUCCCCUAUGAGAGAGGAACUUGGCCUUCACAUAUGCAUGCUGCCGAGAGGAUAAGACAAAUAGAGUUGGGCAUGAGGAGAAGCGGAGUUCAACACAGCUAUAUGUCGAUGAAGAAUCUGAUAAGAGCUCUUGGAACGGAGGGAAUGAUACCUUCCAUGCUCCAGCGUGUAAAGAAGGCAGAAAAAAUGUUUUUAGAGAUUGAACCUCAUCAAAUAACUGAUUUCUAUAACAUCGUUCUCCAUGCACUCGUGGAAGCUGGCCAUGGUUUGACUGCUAUUGAAUAUUUCCAAAAAAUGAGAUCAUAUGGAUUCCUAGCUGAUGCUGCUACAUACCACAUUAUGAUAAAAUGUUGUAGCUUAAUUUCAUGUUUCAGGUCGGCACUUGCCUUGACGUCUUUGAUGCUCCGAGAUGGUUUCCUUCCGCAGAUAAUGACUUACACUGCACUUGUGAAGGUUUUGCUAGCAGUUGAUGAUUUUCAUGGGGCUUUGGGUAUAUUUAACCAAAUAAGUUCUGAUGAAAUACAACUUGAUGUCCACCUUUUCAAUGAAAUACUUAAACAUGCAUACGCAAAGAUAUCUUCAGAAGUAGAGGAAGAAUAUGCAAGAGAACUACUCGAUCUAAUAGAAAUCAUGAUCGAACAAAUGCAUCGAGCAAAAGUCAAGCCAGAUCCGUCAACCUGUGCGUAUACAUUCUCUGCUUAUACUGAACUCAAUUUCCACAACACAGCAGUGGAAGCUCUGAGAGUACUGAGCCUUCGCAUGAUCGAUGAUAAUGACACCAAUCUUCUUGAAAAAAAGAUGAGAUUUGCAGAUCUUGUAUGUAGUGAAGAUCCAGAUGCUGAAUCCAAAAUAGUCUCCAUUUUUGAACGGGGUGAAGAGUAUAUUGCUGCUGGGUUAUUGAACCUAAGGUGGUGCGCAUUCAUGGCUGGCCAGCCGUUAUCAUGGUCACCAGGAGAAAGCUCAUGGUCUCAAAGGCUUUCUUCUAUGUAUUUUAAGAGGGAAAAGGAUUGCGUAAGUUUUCUCUCUUAGUUUUUUAGUCAUACAACUCCAGUUUGGUCUUAUAUGGAAGGUUUUAUCAUAAUCUCAGCAAAAUAAUUAUG
Molecule: messenger RNA, 3634 nt
Organism: Phalaenopsis equestris
Lineage: Eukaryota; Viridiplantae; Streptophyta; Magnoliopsida; Asparagales; Orchidaceae
Product: pentatricopeptide repeat-containing protein At1g76280
Exons: 14
Coding region: 1170-3563 (797 amino acids)
Molecular function (GO): protein binding
Source: RefSeq, a predicted model, not a curated record